AUGGAUCCAUCCGCUGAAGAAAAGCGGAUCGCUUUGAGAUCGCUCGCACUCUCAGAGCGCCGUAGCACAUGGCCCGACGAGGACUGGUCAGGGAUCACCGACCCAAAAACACGUCGCAGGCUCCAAAACCGACUGAAUCAAAGGGCCCGACGACUACAGAAUAAGAAACCACCGAAUCAUCCAGGAGAGAACGCGACAACAGGCCACGGUAGCUCUUCCGUCAAUGACCAGCACGAGCCAUUCGCACCUGCUGCUGUUGCUCCGCAUAGCUCUGAAGCGCUAACAACGCCUAAUGCCAUCAAAGUCUCGUCCCUAGCAGAAAUCGAGGCCGUUCACAUCCUAGAGUCUAGCUUUCCAGCGACGAAAAUCCGAAUGGCCCGAUUAGAACAACUAGCUCUUCAGUACUACGCGACCGGCUCCCCCCGAACGGAUCUCCUACUCAACCUAAUGUCACUAAAUUUCACCCGGGCGUUGAUGGAAAACACAAGAAUACUGGGUCUCAGAUCCGACCAGCUCCACGAUGAUGCAAUAUCACCAUUCAGCAUUGCCGGCCCAUGGCAAAAUGACGCGCUCUACACCCUCCCAAUGCCCCUCCAACCCACCGCAAUCCAGCGUUCCAUACCCCAUCACCCAUGGUUAGACCUUCUUCCUGUUCCUCAAAUGAGGGACAAUUUAAUCCUUGCCGGUGAAUUCGAGGAGGAAGACCAGCUUUGUCUAGACAUGAAGGGCAGUGGAAGCUCGACGGCGGGAAGAAGUGGGAUUAUUGUGUGGAGUGAUCCUUGGGACCCGUCGGGGUGGGAGGUCACUGAGGCGUUCGUCGGUUCUUGGGGGUGGGUCAUUCGGAAUUGUCAUGAUUUGGCGCUUUCUACGAAUCACUGGCGGGCGAGUCGGAGCGAAAAGCCUCUAUUUCGCAUGGAUUAUCUGCCUCUGCAUUGA
Aspergillus steynii IBT 23096 is the source of this 936-nucleotide messenger RNA. Its product is annotated as DUF3425 domain-containing protein. The record is from RefSeq and is a predicted model, not a curated record. The transcript is spliced from 2 exons. Bases 1 to 936 code for a protein of 311 amino acids. Lineage: Eukaryota; Fungi; Ascomycota; Eurotiomycetes; Eurotiales; Aspergillaceae.